Messenger RNA from Ogataea parapolymorpha DL-1, 1215 nucleotides. RefSeq names its product RNA binding protein. Gene Ontology annotation, molecular function: mRNA binding. The record is from RefSeq and is a predicted model, not a curated record. NCBI's taxonomy places the organism in Eukaryota, Fungi, Ascomycota, Pichiomycetes, Pichiales, Pichiaceae. Gene Ontology annotation, cellular component: nucleus; cytoplasm. The transcript has a single exon. Gene Ontology annotation, biological process: regulation of gene expression; regulation of RNA metabolic process. The coding region runs from base 1 to 1215 and encodes 404 amino acids.
AUGUUGAAGCGCAAGAACGAAGAGGAUGAGGCGACUGCUGCUAAGCGGGUGGCCCUCGAUAACGAGAGUGCCGACCAGGAUGAGCCAACUGAGAGCAAUAGCCAGCCAGGCUCACCAGAGCCUUCCAAGACGGAUCAACCUGCAGAUAGCGACCAACAGUCACAGGAACGGAUACCCCAGCCCGAAGCUCCGGAGCCCGUCACGCACCACAGGCCAACCAAUGACGAUCCUACCUAUGUGCACUUUCGAAUGCUUUGUUCAAUUAACGAAACUGCUGCCAUUGUCGGCAAGGGCGGCGAGACAAUCAACAGAAUCAAGGAGAUGUCCAGUGCAAGAGUGAAUGUCAGCGAAAACCUCAAGGGUAUCCCCGAACGUGUCAUCACCGUGCGUGGACCUGCCGAGUAUGUUGCAAAAGCGUUUGGGCUUAUCACAAGGGCGAUUAUGGACGAGCCUUUCAACCAGGCCUCUACUGUGGAGUCGAAACAAAUUAAUUUAAAGCUGUUGUUCCCCCACACAAUAAUUGGCUACAUCAUAGGGAAAAGGGGGGCGAGGUUCAGAGAAAUCGAGGAUAAUUCUGCUGCAGCGUUGAAAGCAAGCGACCAGAUUCUCCCUGCUUCGACAGACAGAAUCCUCCACAUCACGGGAGUCGCGGACGCCAUUCACAUAGCCACGUAUUAUGUGGCACAGACAGUGAUAGAGCACAAACAGCAUCUGGCCAAGGCUGUGUUUUAUAAUCCGGCCAAUUGCAACCAGCCUAGCACACCAGUCGGCGGCAAUGCCUCGCGAAUGGCCUACGGCAACGGAUAUCCUCCUCAAGUAAUGCAGGUUCCGGCUCCAAUAAUGCAGAGUCCCUACAUGGGCCAGCCUGUUCAACAGCCUUAUGGACAAUAUAUCCCAGGCGCCGCUGCUGGAGCGGUUGCUGCACCAGUCCCUGCGCCAAUGCAAGCACAAUCAGGACAGGAAAAAAUCAACCAGGACAUUUACGUUCCACAGAUGCACAUAGGGCUAGUGAUUGGAAAAGGCGGGAAAAACCUCAAAGAUAUCCGUACAAUAACCGGAUGCUACGUCAAGGUCAAUGACGAGGUUCCCGGCGCCACAGAGAGAAAACUCACUUUAAUGAGCACAAGCCCGUUCGCCAUCCAGCAGGCAAUAAUGCUCAUAAACAACAAGAUUGAGAAUGAGAAACAGAGGCAGAGAAAUCAUAGAGAUGACUAG